Messenger RNA from Gadus morhua (Atlantic cod), 6123 nucleotides. RefSeq lists its product as uncharacterized. The record is from RefSeq and is a predicted model, not a curated record. Lineage: Eukaryota; Metazoa; Chordata; Actinopteri; Gadiformes; Gadidae. The coding region runs from base 230 to 2134 and encodes 634 amino acids. The transcript has 11 exons.
AGUAACUCCGAGGCUGUGCAGAACCAGACAUAUUCGGAACAUCUUCGGAAUAGUGAAGCCCAGUAGUCAAGAGCUGCUCUUGGGGGGCGAGGUUCAAGGGAGGGAGUAAGAAGGACACUAGAAGAAGUAGCAUCCACCGCAUUUUCGAACCUUAACGAUAUCCUCCGACUUCGCAAUUAAGACGCACAUUUCAAAGUUGGCUUUUAAAGACCCCGGACUCAACUCAGUCAUGAUGAGGAAAAUCAGUUUGAUCGUGUUCGGCGUUCUGCUCGGCAUGGCUCUUUCAGCCCCUGUAAAAGUCCAAGAGGAGUCUGAGACCAAGUUCCACGGGGAGGACUUCCACAUCCAGCUGCCCUCCGUGGGGGCGGACAUCACCUUCCGGCCCUCCUCGGGCCCCCGGCAGGCGGACACCGUGCUGAUGCGGGACGGCGAGGUGGUGGGCCGGCGGGCCAAGCUCAACCUGCACUUCAGCCACCUGGUGCUGGACAACGUGAGCGAGGGCGACGAGGGGGUGUACACGCUGAAGAACGCCGCCACGCCCGAGGACAUCCGCCGCAUCCGCCUCAUCGUCAGAGACUGCUCCAACGAGGAGAGUGUGCGGUACGGGGACACCUACAACAUCCAUCUGUUGGGCGUGACAGCCCCCAUCACCCUGGAGUACAGACCCCUGGCCGUGGAGGCCAACCAGACAUCCAGGCCUGCUCUGGUGCUGAUGACCAGCACGGGGCUGUCCCGGGACGGCUACCAGGGGCGUAUCGUCGUCAACGAACGCCACGUGUCCCUGAGCUCCACCACGGGGGCGGACGAGGGCAGCUACACCAUCAGGGACGCCGACGGCAACAUCAAGAGGAAGGUCUGCCUCAACGUGCAAGAGCACUUCGACUACAAAGAGCUGCCCAACGACGGCGUGAUGAAGAUCAACCUCCGCCUGGACAGCUCCCUGGUCAGCCUCUACUACAGCCCCAACAACGACUCCAAACCAGUGCUGCUCAUGGACAAGGGAGAGCUCACCCCGAGCCUGAGUGAGCUGGGCAUGGAGGGCCGUCUGCACAUGGAGGGCACCACGGCGGUGCUGGACCACCUGCGGGCCUCCGACGCGGGACGGUACGAGGUGGUGGACGCCCUGAGCUUCCCCGUCGCAGUCUUCCACCUGGAUCUGGAGCCCUACAGGCUCCCCAUGGUGUUGGUGGCGGUGAUUGCCCUGUGCGGCCUGCUGGCCUUCCUGCUGCUCGUGUGCCUGCUGUCCUGCCUGUGGAAGGUGAAGAAGAGGGCCAGGAGGGCCGCCGAGCUGGAGAAGAUCGCAGAGAAUGCGGGCAAGGAGGACGAGGGGGACGCCUUCAGACAGGUGGUGAAGAACAUGAAGCAGCUGAAUGAUGACUCUAAACACUCCCAGGCGGAAAACACAGAGAAAUCCCAGAGCACCGAAGUGGACAUUAAACAUGCUGUUCAUGCCCGGCUGCAGGGUCUGGAGGUGUCCUCUAAGGAGGUGGGCGUGGACAACAUGGAGACUAGUGACUCCGGAGUGGGCUUCAACACCACCGCCCUCCCUUUGGACACCGACACCGACAUCGGAGAACAAAUCCUAGAAUCCGAGGCUGAAGGCGUCUCCGUUGCCAUGGCCCCUAAGCCAAGCCCACCCGCCGCCGCCGCCGCCGCCGCCGUGACCACACCCAGUGCCCCGCCCUCCGUGGAUGUACAGCCGCCACCACCUGACACCAACAGCACACCCGACUACGCGCUGAACAUCCCCACCUUUGCAGACGUCAAGCUUAGCCCGGCCCAGAGCCCUGAGCCCAGAGCCGGCCUGAGCCCCGGCUCCAAGCCAGGUGAGCGGGCCAAGACCCCCGAGCCCAGUCCCGUCCCCAGCCCGGGCCUGGCGCUGAAGGCCUCCUCCCCAAUGGCUCCCUCCGCCCGCACCGCUCCCCCCACCCCAGAGGCCAAGCCUGCCCUCACUCCCACCCCGGAGCCCAGCGCUGCACCUGAAUCAGCCCCCACCGUCAACGGCACCCCCGAACCCGCACCCGGAUCCAAAGCCAGUCCAGAAGCGGCUCCGAAGGUAGUCCCCCCGAAGACCCCCGAGGUGGAGCUGAAGGCCGACGCCCCUGGAGUCCAGGCUGAAGAGACCACCACCUGAUCCCAGCCCUGGACAGACGCAAGGAAAGACCCACUGAUAGCCAACACGGCCCCCACCACAUCAUGAAGAAGUGAAACCACACUUCCAGGGGCCGUGAAUUAAAUAUCCCACUUCUAAUGCCUGAACCUAAUCGUAGCUAAAUAAGGAUAUAUCACUCGUUUGUAUCUAACACAUAACCUUUGAGACGUUUUAAUCCAAACAUCAGUUCACAUGAGCAGAUCAAUGAUCAAAUAAUGUUAUAGGUAGUUCAACUCCUUGUGGCUUAAUCUUUUAGAUUGUACUCUCUCUUUUAUAGUUUGGUUACUUCACAGUACAACUGCCAAACUGCAAACAGUAUCUUUUGCAGAGUUUACAGCUAAAUUGUUAACCCAAAUUUAGGUCUAGGAUUUUCUAACAAUUUAUGGUAAACACCAUGGUUUACAACUAAUAAUUUAAGAAAGUGAUUGACAAACACACUCAUCUGUAAAAUUCUACGCUACACAAGUUGAAAGCAACUCAAUUGAAACACGAAUGCCCAUUAAGAUACCUGCUCUUUCGUCAAGCAUGUGGAUACAAUAGUCAAACAGUCAAAAGCAUGAACUUUUUGAGCUUAUCUUUGAACAUCGGCAGUUUUGUCGUCUCAGAUAAUUGUGGGAAGUCACGAUUAUACACAGAUCAAACCGUACCCAUCACAACUUGGAAUGGCAAUACAUUAACUCUGCAAGAAUGUUUCUUCAACAAGGAGUAGAGAAACCACCUCUUGAAAGGAGCGGAUGAAACAAAACACAUGUUCAGCGGUCUGAAAACAACGUCCUGGAACACUUCCAUCCAUGGUCUUAUCCUCAUCCACAAAUCGGGAUCAUAUGGUUUUCAUGGAUUUGGUUUGCAAAUCUCUCCCGUUGUUGCAAAUGUACUACAAAAGUAAAACAUGGUUUUCAUGGUUCUGAAAGGGAAGAGACAGGCACUUACGGCCUUUUGCAUUCUCAUUUAGUUGCCACCGUUUAUGUAAAAGAUUCUGCACACAGACAUCCUUUCCCUAAAAUACACUUGUUUUCAACUCCAUCACAAAAAGGAAUAAGUUGCUACUUUCAAUAACAUAAAAAACAUACUUACUAUACUAAAAACAUUGUUUUAUCGGAGCAGUUUAGAUUUUGAUGCGACCGCUCAAUUGCUAUAUUUUUUUGUUGAAAGGUUUGGAUUUUUUUAUAGACUGAAUACUCAAUAAUGACCAUUAACACCUUGAUUUUUUAUCAACUGUUUGAAUUGAAGGAGGUCACAGAUGCCUGCUGAAACUUCAGCCACUUUAUGAUACCAUCUUGUGAUACCUUGUUAUUUACCACAUGUGGUUGUCUAUAACCGAGAGAUAGAACUACAUGGCUAAAUCCAUCACUAUAAACCUUUUCUUUCAGCAGCAUCAUUGUAACUAAAGUAAAUAUAUCUGUACAUAGCCAUGACAAAAGUAUGUAUAUUGAGUCCUAUUUAACGAUGUGGACCAGAUAUUCCCAAACUAAGUUCGACAUUUGUAGCCUGCUUGUGGUGCUUGGCCCAUUUAUCAAAAAUGGAUCAAAGCCCCUUAUUUGCUCCUCCUCUGAUGUCCACAAGAACGUCUGCCUCACUGUUGCUUUUGCCUUUGCCAAAUACAGCUGCGUCCCUAUCCAGACGUCUUAAAGCUAUAGGGCUGCAGAUGUGGAUGCAAAGGGAUUUAGUAUUAGUUAUCAGUUAGAUAAAGGAGGUGAGAAGAUACAUUUGAUGCAUGAUUAAAAAAAUAAAAACGAUAUCUCUACCUCAUGGUUAAAAUUACCCCACCUAAACCAAUGAAAGACCAGGUAUUGUGCGAUAAAAUUACCAAAUCAUUUUUGGUAAUUUUUUUCAAAGGAUUUGUCAAGAGAAGCACAAUAAAAAGGUUAAUUCUCCACAAACAAUAUGGAAACUUGAGACUUGACCUUGGUCUACCAACCUCAUUCCUACUGGACCCCUGUGUAGUGUUUUGGUGACAGUUAGAAAUUUCAUAUGUAUUUGAUAAGGCAACGUGACAAGAGCCAAAUAAAAUGUCUAAUUUGCUAGCAUAUUAACAUGACAUUAAAUAUUAAAAGCAUGGGGUUCGAUUAAUGAUGCGGUUUAGGUUCAAUAAAAAUCAAGUUAUAUACACGAGCAAGAUAAAGUAAUGGCAUUACAUGGUUUAACACUGAAAAAGAAAUAGUGGAUAAGUCCAAAUUCCAGGAUGAAUAAAUAAACCGAAAAAUCUUGGCAAUACUGAAAGCAUCUUCAAUCCGCUUAAAACAACACACACACACACACACGCACACACACACACACACACACACACACACACACACACACACACACACACACACACACACACACACACACACACACACACACAAGCAUAAUACAUGCUCCCUCACCCUGCUGGCCCAGAUCAGUGCUGUAAAUAUUGCAUGUUCAAGUCUGUUGUAAUUCUCCCAGCCAUAAGUUUUAGUUUAGAAUGGUUGUAUUGUAUUAUAAUAGAUAAUAUAGAAUAAAAAAAAGAAAUUUCUCACAAUGUCUUAACUACCGAAAAUGGAAUAUCUAUAAAAAGCUAUACACUAUAUAACACUAAUAACUAACUGAACACCUUAUUUAUGAACCAAAUAUUGUACAAUGUAUCAUGGACUAUAUUAGAUCCAUUGAGAUCUAUUCAGUUGUAUUAUCACCAUUCCAACUUCAAGACACUCGCAGUGUAACUCAAUGUAUCUACAUAUUGUAUUGCAAAUGGACCAUUAAUGUCACUUUGAGGCGAAAGCAUUCAUUAGCAUGGCCCCAAGAUGUCAUCCCAAGCAGCAUGUUAUUGCUGUUUGAAAUAGUUUCAUCAUUCUUAAUAUUUGAAUUUGUGUGUGUGUGUGUGUGUGUGUGUGUGUGUGUGUGUGUGUGUGUGUGUGUGUGUGUGUGUGUGUGUGUGUGUGUGUGUGUGUGUGUUUGUAUGUAUGCAUGCGUGUCUGGGUCUGUUGUCACUGCUGUGUUGAUUACUAGCUUUAUAUUUGUGUUGAAUAUCGAAUGUGUAAAAAUGAGACAAAGGUUAUAUAUGUAUCCAUUCCUUGAUAUUGUGAGUAUAGCUUACAAAUGUCUGCCUAUUAUGUUCUGCAAUGUGAACAACAUUGUGUAUGAAGGCAUUUAAAUUGACAAAAAAGGAUUUGUAACAUCGUGAUCUCUGAGUUCCUUUGAGCGAUGUUGUCUUGUUUUUAGUGCCUAAAAAAUAGACUAGUUGGCCUGCAUUCUGUUCAUAGUCACUUCAAACUGUACUUUUUUCUACAUGUAAGAUGGGGUAUUCACAAUUUGGGCAGAUUUUACAAAUUCAAUCUGCAACCUUGAAUGAUCUGUUUUGCUGUCUAUCUAAUAAAUAAAUAAAUAUACAAAUAUUUACUACUAAUACAUACAAAAUAUUAAAUGUGCUGUGUAAAUACAAUGGAAAUACCCAGAAAUACAGUAGUGGUUGAGGACUUUUAAAGACGAUGAUUACAAUCUAAAAAUUUGAUAAGCCUGCCAGGCAUUUCUCAAUGCUAACAACGAAGAAUUAAAGUAACAGUUUGAGUGUUUUCUAAGCAUUGAUAAAGGUGUCAUCAAUCAUUCAAUCAAUCAUCCUUCAAUACAUUUAGUGAUACUGUUUAAGAAGCAAGUUUACAAUAGCAAGUACUGCAUGUUUAGGCUUUGGGUUGGAAGUGUCCUGUUCACUGACAACUGCACCACGGACGAUCCGAAAUGUGUGAGAGGGAUUUGGUUUGCUCAAAUAACAGGGCAUCUCAACCUCUUAUGUGCUAAAGCUAAUGUGUUUCAGAAGGUUGGUGGUGCAAUGCCCACCCAACUCAGUUUACCCACCACUAGAAACCUUUCCUGUCGAGUGUACUUCUCUCCGCUAUCCCGGCCUGGGUGUGUGGGGUAACACGCGUUUCUCCUUGUAUCGUCUCGACUUUGCACAAUGCCACACACACAUCACACAGUCACACACAGAUGUGUUUUUUUUUUUUUUUUUUUUU